ACUUUAAAAUUUGCCAUAGACUUGAGAAUUUUAAAAAUUUAUAAAAGUAUAUAAAAUGAAGAGUUUGUGUUCUUCUGAUUCUUUAAAGGUGCCUCCAGAGGUCACCAUUUCGAUCAAAUCACGUCGUGUCACCGUCAAGGGCAAACACGGCGAAAUCACUCGCGAUUUCAGCCACCUGCCCAUCGACUUGCACAUGUCCAAGGACGGGAAAUCGGUCGUCAUUAAAAUCUGGUUCGCCUCAAGGACCAGAAUCGCCGCCAUUCGCACCUGCCUCACUCAUAUCAGCAAUAUGAUUACCGGCGUCACCAAGAAAUACCAAUACAAGAUGCGUUUGGUUCAUGCCCAUUUCCCCAUCAACUCCAACGUCAGCGACGAUGGCAAGGUUGUCGAGAUCCGCAACUUUUUGGGUGAAAAGCGCGUGAGGGUUGUCAAGGUUCUUCCAGGCGUACUCGUCAAAAAGUCCGACGCUGUCAAGGACGAGUUGGUCCUCACUGGUGUAGACGUUGAGUCUGUGUCUCGUUCAGCCGCCCUCAUUCACCAAUCUUCCAUCGUCAGGAAGAAGGAUAUUAGACAAUUCCUCGACGGUAUCUAUGUCAGCGAAAAGGGUGUCGUUGAUGAAUCUUAACUUCUAAAAUG
Molecule: messenger RNA, 636 nt
Organism: Theileria equi strain WA
Lineage: Eukaryota; Apicomplexa; Aconoidasida; Piroplasmida; Theileriidae
Product: 60S ribosomal protein L6, putative
Exons: 3
Coding region: 56-625 (189 amino acids)
Biological process (GO): cytoplasmic translation
Cellular component (GO): ribosome; cytosolic large ribosomal subunit
Molecular function (GO): structural constituent of ribosome; rRNA binding
Source: RefSeq, a predicted model, not a curated record